GAAACAAAAUAACUUCACUCUUAGAGAUUGAAGAAGAAGAGAGAUAAAUCAAUCACCUAUUUUUGCUUCUUCCUUAUCAAGCCAUUUUUUUUAAUGGACCCUCGGGAUAUUUAUCCGACUUGUGUUUUGAAGGUGAAUCUGGGUUGUUGCAAGGCAUGUGUGGUUAGGUUGAAGAAAUUGCUGUCCACUAUUGAUGGUGUAUAUGGAUAUGACAUUGACUCAGAAAAAGGGCUGGUGACAGUGUUAGGAAGAGCACACCCUCAACUGCUGGUAGAGAAGAUCAGGCAAAAGAAGAAGAAAGCAGUGGUGGUGUCCUAUGAGAAACCAACUCCCAAUGCCAAAACCAAGGAUUCCAACAACACCAAGGAAGACAAGAAAAAUGGGGAUCUUGAUUCCAAACCCAAGGAGAACAAGAAAAAGCAUGGCAAUGGUGAUCAGAAGGGGUUCAACAAAGAGGACAUCUUCGGGCACCAUGAAUCUGACCCACAUGAGUUUGAGGCUUAUGUGCCACCGAAGCCAUCUGCACUUGAUACAUGCAGGGAUCCCUAUUGCAAGCUCCACCACAAGAAACCGGUCAUCAUACGUCCCAGUGACAACAUGCCGAAGGUUAUGCUUCAGCCGCCUCUGAAUCCUCCCCGGUUUCUCCCUCCUCCUCCCCGGUUCCGCCCUCCUCCUCCGGGCCCACACUAUCCGCGCUCCAACAGGGAGGAGUAUUCGGAGGAUCAUCGGUACCGCUUGCCGCACGUGCCACACGUGGAGCCAAUUGUGUAUGACAGGCCACUACCUCAAUAUGACCCAUGGUAUAAUCAGAGGCCACAGCCUCAACAUGACCCAUGGUGUUAUCAGAGGCCGGCGCCGCCUCUACCACCACAUUAUGGUCAUCACGGGGCCAAGCAAGCAUAUAUCGGCCACUAUUGAAUGCCACAUACGGAUUUCUGAAUUCCUAACAAGCUUGGUUACUUAAUAUCUGUGGAUUCGAAUUUGAGGACAUCCAUUUUGUCCAUUUGUUUUAAGUGUUAGGUAUAUACUCUAUAUCCAAUGUUAAUGGAUACUAACUUGAUGUACUUUUCUUG
Messenger RNA from Rhododendron vialii, 1073 nucleotides. RefSeq names its product early nodule-specific protein 2-like. The transcript is spliced from 3 exons. The record is from RefSeq and is a predicted model, not a curated record. The coding region runs from base 94 to 918 and encodes 274 amino acids. Lineage: Eukaryota; Viridiplantae; Streptophyta; Magnoliopsida; Ericales; Ericaceae. Gene Ontology annotation, molecular function: metal ion binding.